GUAUUCAUUGUUAUAAAAAGAGGGAGAGAAGAGAGCGGUGGAGGUGCUCCAGCUGUAGUCGUAAUAUAGUAGGGAUUGUAUUCUGAAGGGUGCGUUUCUGCUGGGUUUUUUUAAUCGACUGCCAGUGCCAUUGCUAAAAUCAACAGACAAGGAGGUAACAGCAGGUUGGGAGGAUCCCCAAGGUGGGCUACUCUGAACAAAAGCGAAAUGAAGUCUCUGACGUUUCUUUGGAAAGAGAGCAGGAAUGAGACCCUGUGGAACAAAACAGAUGUAAUGGAAGCCAUGAGUACCCAUCUGCCUUUCCCCCUCCCUUGCAGCCAGUUCCCUAAACAUGCAUGCCUGAGAGAUCUUCCCUUCCCUGCAUGGACCAUGUCAGAAAUGGCAGAUAACACUGUCUGUGAGAAGUUUGAGGCCAAUGUAUUUGUCAAGAGCCGGUGCCAGAACUGUUUUCGAACAGUCGCUGCUCACCAGUGUGGUAACCAGGAAUCAAAGGAACAUGCUGCAAAAAGUCUUGAUUGUGUUGAUGGUACCAGCGAGUCCAGUCCCUGUGACCCCUUGUGCAUUUUAGUGCCCCAGUGUGAACUCUAUGUAUGUGUGGGCUCUGAGGACAGAACUGAGAGCUGGCAGGAAAGCUUGGAGUACACCCAGCUGAGCUGCAGAGCUGAGGAAGAAGCCAGUACCUGUCCUGACGCUUGCUCCAUCCUUGGCAUUGAUACAGAUGCCCAUGAUACAUUUGGGGACUGGGAAAUGACCAGGAUCCUUGGCAGCAUUUUGGGGCCUGACAAAGAUAAUACAAUGUACUAUGCAGGCCACAAGCAAGAGGUUCGACCUGAAAACCUACAUUCUGAUAGACCCAGGUGGGCUGACAUGGCAUCCUCUGGGAGAACAGAGUCCUGGAGUUGUCCGAAAGCAGGAUCCAGGGCCGUGAGCCAGGACCAAGGGGACAGCAGGAGGCAGAAUCAAGCAGAAAGCGGCUAUUUCUCUCUGGAGCGUCGGAAGUCUGAACCAAGUGGGGCCUCUUCCCCUCCCCGUGUGGGCAGCAGUGUUUUGCCUGCCCGCGGGGGUGCCUCGAGGCCAGGCGGGUGGCUGCCUUCUUCCAUUACUUCUGCAGACUCGGACCAGAGCUGGCGCACAGGCGGCAGUAGUGAGGGUCGGCAUGGGCUGAUGAGGCAGGAGUACACGGUGUUGGCCGACCUGCCCAAGCCAAAGCGUCUCAGCCACCGGCAGGCCUUUGAAAAAGAGCGCAGCAGCUCCCGCACCCGAAGUCCUGGCCGGGCAGAGGUGGAGCGGAUCUUUGGACAGGAGCGCAGGAAAGCCAGCCCCAGCCUGAAGCUGGAGAAGAGGACAGAAAUCUUCAAACUCUCUUGCUGGGACAACCUCCACCCUCUCUCUGGUUCCGAGUUUGACAACAGGAGCCUCAACCUUCCUUUCUGUCUCACCAGAAGGAAGUCAGAGACACUGGAGGCAUUCCAAGCCCUGGAGGAGGGUCUCUUAGAGAGGCUGGAUAGCAAGACCCUGAAGCUGGCGAAGGAAGGACGUUUAGUCAGGAGGCAAUCGAGCCCCAAUCUGCGCAGAGAAGUUAUGAAAAGACUCCCCUGGGAGCCAGAACAGCCCAGCCGAAGCAGAGGUGAACCCCAGCGCUUUGGGAGACCAGAACAGCGACCAGAGAGAUGUAGCAGGAGCCAAGGCGAGUCGGUGCUCUCCGGGAGUCCCAUUCAGCGCUUGCAGAGAGAGAGCAGGAGCAGGGGAGUGUUUCUUCACUCGGUGGCUUCCCAUCAGCAAGCAGAGAGGGAGCGGUGGAAACACGAGGACCCUAGGAGAACUGACAGAGAGAAGGCUCCCCUUCGCACCCCUGCAAGUCAUGGGAAGCCAACGGAGGAGGGUGGGAAAAGCCAGUCGGAGCUCUUGUGUCACAAGAGCUCUGGGAAGAGCACUGAGACCAAGUGGAGAAGCAGCCUGGGUGCCCUGCAUGCUGCCCAUCCUGGGAGGAGUUUGGACAAGAGUCGAGCGAGCCACGGAAGGCUACUGGAGAGGUACAAGGACAGCGACCGGAAGGCACGAGGCAAACCUUUGCUCCCCAUAGAUACAGGCGAGCAUCCGAGAGAGGAGGCGAGAGCCUGCCGGGGAGAUGUGCGUGAUCUCAGCCCAGGGAGGACAAGGGCAGCCAGAGGUCAAGGUGGGCAGACUCUGAGUCCUCCGAGGCACAGGGAGGUUAGCCGAAGAGCCCAAGGAGAAGCUGGGUGUGCGGUCAGUCCAGGGAGAGAGAUGGGGAUAGGUUUGAAAACUUAUGGGGAGGCUAGGGGUGUGCUUGGUCCUGGGCUAUGUACUGGUGGAAGCCAAAGAGAGAUCAGCCGCUCCCUGAGCCCGGGGAGAUGCAGAGAAAGCAGUCAGAACAGACCUGGAGAGGCCAGGCGUUCUCCUAGUCCUGGGCGGCCAGUGGAGAGUUGCCACGCAUGUCCAAAGCAGGCAAGGAGCUAUGCUGUUUCUGAGCAGCAACCGGAGGGUAGCUGGAAAAGCCAACGGGAGGCCUGUUCCAGGACUCCACGGGCAAGUAUAGAUACUGAUUGGCCGGGCAAAGGAGAGCAGUCCAACACUUUCACUAGGAAGGAGAAUGACUGGAAGGGUUGUGGCAAAUCCUUAUGCCCCACAAGCCCACCAGUUUCUGAGCAGAAGAGAGACCCUUGUUGCCACGUGAGACCAGAGGAUAAUUGGAAGAGCCAAGAAGGGUCUUUGUGCCAUGGGCAUCCAGCGCAGCUCUUGGAAAGGGAGUGGAUGAGCCAAGGAGAAUGCUGGCAUUUAGCAAAGCCAGGGCGGCAGCAGCAGCAGCUGGAGAGUAACUGUGGAAGUCGAAGGAGUUCAACCGGAUGGAUAGAGGAUGAAUGGAAAAAUCGGGGAAGGUGUCCAAGUCCUGCGAAACCAGAGAGUCAGCUGGAGAAUGAAUGGAGCAAUGAGGAGAAGCUCUUGUACCAGCCGGAUCUUCUCAAUUUCAAGAAAGGAUGGAUGUCCAUAUUGCAUGAACCAGGAGAGUGGACAAAGCAUUGGUUUGUGUUGACAGACUCCAGCCUGAGAUAUUACAGAGACUCCAAUGCUGAAGAGGCUGAUGAACUGGAUGGAGAGAUUGACCUACGCUCUUGCACUGAUGUGACGGAAUAUGCAGUGCAGCGGAACUAUGGCUUCCAGAUACAUACUAAAGAUGGGGUCUUCACAUUGUCUGCAAUGACAUCGGGAAUCCGACGGAACUGGAUAGAAGCUCUGAGGAAAAGCAUACGUCCUGCCAGUGUUCCAGACGUUACAAAGCUAUCUGACAGCAAUAAGGAGAACUUCCGCAGCUACGGAUCCCCGAAGAGCUCCUUCAGGUCGGAAGAACAGCGGCCAAGCACAGGAUCUGAGGUCAUCACUAGGGGCGGCAGCAGCAGCAGGAGAGCAGAUGGGCAGCGCCAUGCUUUUGACUACGUUGAGCUAUCCCCCUUGCAACAGGGGCCCUUAAACCAAGGAUCCCCGCAACAGACAAGAGGAAGGAGUGCAAGAGCCAUGGACGGAGUGGCCAAGCGGGAGGAGCUAGAGCGGGACUUGGCCCUCCGCUCGGAGGAAAGGCGGAAGUGGUUUGAGUCUUCGGCCAGUGGGGUCCUGCAGACGGACGGCCUGCCAGGGGACCUCUGUCCUAAAGCAGGAGGCCAGGAACCUCUGGGGCCUCCCCUCUCUGAAGCUCAGAGGAGUCGGCUGAGUGAAGAAAUCGAGAAGAAGUGGCAGGAGCUGGAACGCCUUCCCCUGAAGGAGUCCAAGCGGGUACCACUGAUGGCCCUGCUGAACCAGGGGAAAGGAAGCCACGAAGAUGUAAGCGAGGCAUUGGAGAAAGAGGUCCAGGUUCUGAGGUCACAGCUGGAGUCCUUGCGUGCUCAGAGUGAGGCAAAAUCCCCCAGAGAUGGGCAUGCACCCCGAGGCUAUAUCUCUCAGGAGGCAUGUGAGCACAGUUUAGCCAAGAUGGAGACUUCCCAUCAACAGGUUAUGACGGAACUGCAGCGGCACCACCAGCGAGAGAUGGAGCGGUUGCGGCAGGAGAAGGACCGGCUUCUGGCAGAGGAGGCAGCUGCCACAGCUGCAGCAAUUGAAGCAUUGAAGAAGGCACACCGGGAGGAACUAAAUAAAGAGCUGGGCAGGACCCGCAGCUUCCAGAAGGGAGGUUCAGACCCAGAUGUGCUCCGGCGACAGCAUCAGUCCGACAUGGAGUCCCUGAAGCGAGAGCUGCAGGUGCUUUCAGAGCAGUAUUCCCAGAAGUGCCUAGAGAUUGGAAACCUUGUGCAGAAGGCCGAAGAGCAGGAGCAAAUGCUACAGCACUGCCAACAGGAGGGAAAGGAGCUGUUGCGGCAAAACCAGGAGUUACAGAGGCGCCUGUCUGAGGAAAUUGGGCAGUUACGGUCCUUCAUUGCUGCCCAAGGGUCACGGGAGGGUGCUUCACACAACAGCGAGAGGAGCUCUUGUGAGCUAGAGGUGCUGCUCCGAGUGAAGGAGAAUGAACUUCAGUAUCUGAAGCAAGAAGUCCAGUGUCUUAAGGAUGAACUCCAAAUGAUGCAAAAGCAGGAUAAGACGUUUGCCUCAGGGAAAUACCAGGAUGUCUAUGUGGAGCUGAAUCACAUCAAGCGGCGGUCAGAGCGAGAGAUAGAGCAGCUGAAGGAGCACCUGCGCUUGGCCAUGGCAGCCCUACAAGAGAAGGAGAUGUUGCACAACAGUAUCGGUUAGUCACUUCAUGUCCCUUGAUUUGGAGGACAACGCUGUACUCUAGCAACCAACAACCCCCUCCAGGAAAUGGACCAAGCCUCCAUCAGACCAUCCAUCACAUGCACCUACAUAACUUGGCGUGUUUGGGGCUGGAUCCUACUAUUUGCACCUUCUUUGGGAUUUUAUACAUGAAAAUAUAUUUUAUAUGGCUUGAGGGUGGGGUGGGCGGUUAUAUUUUAAAAUCCGAUAUUAUGUUUUUAACCAGCAGUUGACAAGAGAAGUGAGCCACAUUUUUCUCCCCAGCCUUCUUUUAGUCAUAACUGAGUCCUUGUUCCAAAUCCUUGAAUAUAUUUAGAAAACCAUAAAUGACCUCUUGCUUCCAAGUCUCUUCCAAGCAGAGAGACAAAAUCGUAUACAUCCCAACUUCACGGUGAGUCUCUUUGGAUGAACAGUGUUGCUCCAAAGUGAUCCGUAUUUUGAGAUGCACUGUACUGGGAUAAUGUUGUACUGAUGGUUUCUUCUGAGGGCACUGGCUUUGUUCCAAUAUGAGGGUUUUGUUUUGAGAGUCUGGGACCCAGCCAUUUGUUUUCAUGUGCUAAAAGCAAAGACAGAUUUUUCCCCCCCUAUGCCGGUUAAAUGUCUAUGCAUCCUGCUGCGUCAUCGGCAUCCGCUGCAUUCCAGAAGACUCUUCUUCCAGCUGUGUACUCCUGUGGGGAGGGACUUGACUUAAUGUCGCCAGAGCCAAACUAUGAAGGUGGCUGGAUUUUCUUUCUUCCUGCACAAUUAUAAACUAACUUAAUAAAAAUCUUCAAGAUACCAAA
Messenger RNA from Rhineura floridana, 5537 nucleotides. It is a transcript of the gene TRIOBP, whose product is annotated as TRIO and F-actin binding protein. The transcript is spliced from 24 exons. Gene Ontology annotation, molecular function: actin filament binding. The record is from RefSeq and is a predicted model, not a curated record. Bases 208 to 4737 code for a protein of 1509 amino acids. Lineage: Eukaryota; Metazoa; Chordata; Lepidosauria; Squamata; Rhineuridae. Gene Ontology annotation, biological process: positive regulation of substrate adhesion-dependent cell spreading; actin filament organization. Gene Ontology annotation, cellular component: actin cytoskeleton.